This is a messenger RNA of Trichoderma citrinoviride, 336 nucleotides long. Its product is annotated as ribosomal protein 60S. The transcript has 2 exons. The coding region runs from base 1 to 336 and encodes 111 amino acids. Gene Ontology annotation, cellular component: ribosome; cytosolic large ribosomal subunit. Lineage: Eukaryota; Fungi; Ascomycota; Sordariomycetes; Hypocreales; Hypocreaceae. The record is from RefSeq and is a predicted model, not a curated record. Gene Ontology annotation, molecular function: structural constituent of ribosome. Gene Ontology annotation, biological process: cytoplasmic translational elongation.
AUGAAGCACCUCGCAGCCUACCUCCUCCUCAACCUCGGCGGCAACGCCAGCCCCUCUGCCGAGGACAUCAAGUCCGUCCUCAGCUCCGUCGGCAUUGAGGCCGAGGAUGAGCGUCUCGAGAAGCUCAUCUCUGAGCUCUCUGGCAAGGACGUCAACGAGCUGAUCGCCGCUGGCUCUGAGAAGCUCGCCUCCGUUCCCUCUGGCGGUGCUGGUGCCGCUGCUGCCGGUGGCGCCGCCGCCGGUGGUGCUGCCGCUGCCGAGGAGAAGGCCGAGGAGAAGAAGGAGGAGGAGAAGGAGGAGUCCGAUGAGGACAUGGGCUUCGGUCUCUUCGACUAA